Molecule: messenger RNA, 1357 nt
Organism: Papilio polytes (common Mormon)
Lineage: Eukaryota; Metazoa; Arthropoda; Insecta; Lepidoptera; Papilionidae
Exons: 3
Coding region: 254-1327 (357 amino acids)
Source: RefSeq, a predicted model, not a curated record
UACUACAGUUAACUUUUGAAUUCGAAACGCGCAUUAAUUUUGCAUUAGAGUUAUUUAGUUCAUUUGUUAAGCAAAAAUGAUGUUAACAAUAUUUGGUAUACCUCAAAUGAUUACCUACAAAGAUUUGAAAAAGAUAAUCCAAGAGGAAUUUUGCGUUAGCGAAUUUGUGUAGCGAAUCAGUGGCUUCAUACAAACCUCGAAUAGUAAGAAAAAAAUAAAGAUAUGUGUACCUGAUGGAAUUGAGGCUGACUUGAUGAGAAAAAAACUGGACGGUUACAAACUGGCUAAUAACACACUGUCUGUAGCUCGAGUAGCGCCAAAAAUAGACAUUGUGCAACAAAGUAGUGUUUAUACCGAACAGAUUGAUAAUCAAGUGAACAGUUCUGUCAAAGCUUAUAUAAAAUUAAAACAGUUUCCAUCUGAAAUUAUACCCAGAAAUAAAAAGAGAAACAAACGUAAACGGAGCAACCAACAGUGUUUAGCAGCAAAACAAGCUACCAUGAGUAAUUUAAUAAAACAAACACCUAACAUUAUUUCCGAUUUGGUUGCAAAAUGUCCAAUACAAUGUGAACCGGACUUGCCUAAGGGUCCAGAACAAAGUAAUCCAAUCAGACCAACUUCUGAACAUGCACAAGAAGUUACCCCUUGUGUGAAUCGUAAGCGAUCUCAAGACAUGACGAAAUCCGAUGAACUUGUAUUGGAUAUGUUAAAUCAGAAACAAACAAUGUGGGAUAUUCCAAUUACAAUUAUAGAGGAAGAAUUUAUACAUGCAGUAAUAACUAGUGGUCUUACUGGUCAUCUUUGCCAAGAUGCAGUGGAUUUAGUUCUGAAAUCUAUUCAAAUUAAGUUGAUAGAGGAUUCUAAGGUGGAAUCAAUAGAUAUACCUGUCUUUAGAAAAAAUCCGAUAACCAAAGAUGGGGUUGUUAAUUUAUUUUGUGAGGAUCAGAAAUCUUUUAACUGGCUCGAAAUGGUUGUUGUGAAUCCAGAUUUAAUGGGAGGUAUGCCGUUGGUUAUAAACAGGGUUGACGCUAAGGGGAAGUUUUUGUGUGCGAUUAUAAUACCUGAUAGAGAUAAUAUAUUGAAGAAUCCACGUUUUAUAUUACGCUUGUUGAUGCGACAGAAUUGUUGGAUCGAUGUGAAAAGUUGGCAGUUUGUCGGAAGUGAACCACAGUCGGGGAAUUAUUUCAUGAAAGUGUUAGUUCCUAAGGAACAUUUGGAUAUAUUAGUUAGUAGGGGACGUAGACUGGCAUACUCUAUAAGCUCUGUGUAUAUUAAGUUUUUAGGACAAGCUCAGAGAUUAAUGUUUAAGAUGUAUCAGUCUUUGUGAUUGUUAAAGUUUUGAGUUAAACUAAUAAAA